Messenger RNA from Cavenderia fasciculata, 483 nucleotides. RefSeq lists its product as uncharacterized. The record is from RefSeq and is a predicted model, not a curated record. The coding region runs from base 1 to 483 and encodes 160 amino acids. The transcript has a single exon. Lineage: Eukaryota; Evosea; Eumycetozoa; Acytosteliales; Cavenderiaceae.
AUGAACUUGCGACCAUACCGCAUAAGAAAAGACAAAAAAGGGAGAAGAUACGUGAUUAAGAAAGGUAAGAAGUAUUACAUUAAGUCAAAGAAGACCGACAAGGAAAUCAUGAGAUCAUUAAUCAAAGAACUCAAGCGUGCUUCCACUUCCCACACACCUAUCAUUAGAGAUUCAUCAAUAAGGUCAAUCUCACCUGAUAGUGCUGGAGCGACGUUACGCUCUGACUAUAUCAGAAACAUACAAGAUUCAAACUUUAAAGAAUCAUUGAUGAAAGAAUCAAAGGUUGCAGCAGAGAAUCUGCGCUUCGCACCAAUGGCAAUUUUAGAUAAACACCCCCUUCUACAACAGCGUGGCGUGCAACAAGAGGCACUUGAACAACAAAUACCUCAACACUUAUUAAAAUACUUGACCAAUCAAUUUGAUGAUAUUAAAGGUGCAAUGAUAAGGAAAUUAAAAGAAGAUGAAAGUGACAAGAUAUCUUGA